This is a messenger RNA of Solanum tuberosum (potato), 1472 nucleotides long. RefSeq names its product transcription factor bHLH68-like. Gene Ontology annotation, molecular function: RNA polymerase II cis-regulatory region sequence-specific DNA binding; protein dimerization activity; DNA-binding transcription factor activity, RNA polymerase II-specific. The transcript has 9 exons. NCBI's taxonomy places the organism in Eukaryota, Viridiplantae, Streptophyta, Magnoliopsida, Solanales, Solanaceae. The record is from RefSeq and is a predicted model, not a curated record. Gene Ontology annotation, biological process: regulation of transcription by RNA polymerase II. Gene Ontology annotation, cellular component: nucleus. Bases 283 to 1218 code for a protein of 311 amino acids.
UGGCUCAAGCAGUCCUUUUUUUUAGCUUUGUUCAGGGUAACUUCCUAGUUAAACAAAACAGUGGAUAAGAAAGGUGAAUGAAUUGUAGGAAAUUAUGCUCAAUGACCUUGAAAAUGAGUGAUUGUGAACUUUUGACCCUGCUUGUCCCAUUGAAAAACUUUCAAGAUAAAAUGUGAAAUUUGAAGUUUUGUCCAUGGGAAAAGCGAGGUCCAACGUACAAAACCGCCUACUUCCAAGGCUGUAAAUCAUCCAAUGAAUUGCAUUGAAGAAUAAUCCUUCUUGAUGGCUGGAAACCCUAGUAAUAACUGGUGGAACAACAUGUUGAUGAACACAAGCAUGCAUCCACAUGAUUCUCAUGAGCUUUUUUCUUCUACGACGACGACAAAUCAACAUUUCUAUGGAUCUUCAAAUUUUUUGGCUGAUAAUAAUCCAAGUCAAGAUCAUUUACCUCGCUCAUGGAGCCAGCUACUUCUGUCUGGAUUAUCUUGUGAUCAAGAAAAACCUGAUAUAAGUGAUCAUUUUCAACAUCAAUACAAGAAGCUGGAGAAUUGGGAAGAAAUCCAAAAUUUGAAUUCCAUCCAUAAUAAUAAUAAUAUCCCAUCUAAUUCAAGUUUUAGGGUUCCUUUUUUUGAUGUAAAACCAGAAGAAUUAGUGAGCCAAGGACUGUAUACUAAUUAUCAUCAAGAUUUAUCACCAGCUAGCUCUUGUGUUACCACUAAUUUAAACCAUAAUAAUAUUUUUAACUUCUCAUCAUCUCCUGCUAAUAAAAUUACCAACAAUAACAAAGUGGUUGAAGUCAAGCAUCAAGACCAUUCAUCUGAGAGUAACAGCACAAACAGUGGUGGGGUAACUAAGAAGGCUAGAGUUCAGCAUUCUUCAGCUCAACCCUCUCUCAAGGUGAGAAAAGAGAAACUAGGAGAUAGGAUAACAGCACUCCACCAACUUGUUUCUCCAUUUGGAAAGACUGACACAGCCUCCGUCUUGUCAGAAGCCAUUGGAUACAUCAGAUUCCUUCAAGCACAAAUUCAGGCAUUGAGCUCUCCAUACAUGGGCAAUGUAGCAGGAAGCAUGAAUCACACUCAACAACAAUCUGCUGAUUUGAGGAGUAGAGGAUUGUGCUUGGUUCCUAUAUCUUGUACACAACAUGUUGGAAGUGACAAUAACAAUACUGUUGGAGAUUAUUGGGCCCCAGCUCUUGGAGGAGGAGGAUAUUUAUAAUUAUUAAUUAAUGUAACAAUUUUAGUGUUCCAUAAUAUACUGAUGUGUUGAUGAUGAUGAUGGUAUUAUAUAGUAUAUAACAUCAGAAGCAGUCACUCUCAAAUAAGUUAGUUAGGGUUGACUGUUGCUGAUGCUAUAUAUUAUAUUUUGCAUUUCUAAUUAAGUGUAGGAAGGAACAAGGAUAUGAGUCUUAUUGUAUGGUCCAAUAUUGCAAUUUUAUUUCAUGAAUAAUCAUAAAAUUGUAUAAGCUGCUA